Molecule: messenger RNA, 6357 nt
Organism: Dipodomys spectabilis (banner-tailed kangaroo rat)
Lineage: Eukaryota; Metazoa; Chordata; Mammalia; Rodentia; Heteromyidae
Gene: Cacna1b
Product: calcium voltage-gated channel subunit alpha1 B
Exons: 42
Biological process (GO): chemical synaptic transmission; calcium ion import across plasma membrane
Cellular component (GO): voltage-gated calcium channel complex; neuronal cell body; membrane
Molecular function (GO): calcium ion binding; high voltage-gated calcium channel activity
Source: RefSeq, a predicted model, not a curated record
ACAAAUGAUGCAGCUGGCAACACCUGGAACUGGCUGUACUUUAUUCCUCUCAUCAUCAUCGGCUCCUUUUUCAUGCUCAACCUGGUGCUUGGUGUGCUGUCAGGGGAGUUUGCCAAGGAGAGAGAGCGGGUAGAGAACCGCCGCGCCUUCCUUAAACUGCGCCGUCAGCAGCAGAUUGAGCGAGAGCUGAAUGGGUAUCUGGAGUGGAUAUUCAAGGCUGAGGAAGUCAUGCUGGCAGAAGAGGACAAGAAUGCUGAGGAGAAGUCCCCUUUGGAUGCAGUGUUGAAGAGAGCGGCCAACAAGAAGAGCCGCAAUGACCUGAUUCAUGCAGAGGAGGGAGAGGACCGGUUUACAGACCUCUGUGCAGUUGGGUCCCCCUUUGCCCGAGCCAGCCUCAAGAGCGGGAAGACGGAGAGCUCGUCCUACUUCCGGAGGAAAGAGAAGAUGUUCCGGUUCUUCAUCCGGCGCAUGGUGAAGGCUCAGAGCUUCUACUGGGUGGUGCUGUGUGUGGUGACUUUGAACACACUGUGUGUGGCCAUGGUUCACUAUAACCAGCCGCAGAGGCUCACCACGGCACUGUACUUUGCAGAGUUUGUUUUCCUGGGUCUCUUCCUCACAGAGAUGUCUCUAAAGAUGUAUGGCUUAGGGCCUAGAAGCUACUUCCGGUCUUCCUUCAACUGCUUUGACUUUGGGGUCAUCGUAGGGAGCAUCUUUGAAGUGGUCUGGGCUGCCAUCAAGCCAGGGACCUCCUUUGGAAUCAGUGUGCUGCGUGCCCUCCGCCUGCUGAGGAUCUUCAAGGUCACAAAGUACUGGAACUCCCUGAGGAACCUGGUGGUGUCCCUGCUCAACUCCAUGAAGUCUAUUGUCAGCCUGCUCUUCCUGCUCUUCCUCUUCAUUGUGGUCUUCGCUCUGCUGGGGAUGCAGCUGUUUGGGGGCCAGUUCAACUUUCACGAUGAGACUCCAACAACCAACUUUGACACCUUUCCAGCUGCCAUCCUCACUGUCUUCCAGAUCCUGACUGGAGAGGACUGGAAUGCGGUGAUGUAUCAUGGGAUCGAGUCGCAAGGUGGAGUCAGCAAAGGCAUGUUCUCCUCCUUUUACUUCAUUGUUCUGACACUGUUUGGAAACUACACCCUGCUAAACGUCUUUCUGGCCAUCGCUGUGGACAACCUAGCUAACGCUCAGGAGUUAACCAAGGAUGAAGAAGAGAUGGAGGAAGCUGCCAAUCAGAAGCUUGCUCUACAGAAGGCCAAAGAAGUGGCUGAAGUCAGUCCCAUGUCUGCUGCCAACAUUUCCAUUGCCGCUUUUGUAAAGCAAACUCGAGGUACUGUAUCUCGCAGCUCAUCUGUCUCCAGCGUAAACUCACCGCAGCAGAGCGCGGGCCGCGCGCGCUCGGUGUGGGAGCAGCGGGCCAGCCAGCUGCGGCUGCAGAACCUGCGCGCCAGCUGCGAGGCGCUCUACAGCGAGCUGGACCCCGAGGAGCGGCUGCGCUUCGCCUCCGCGCGCCGCCUGCGCCCCGACAUGAAGACUCACCUGGACCGGCCGCUGGUGGUGGAGCCCGGCCGGGACGGGCCCCGCGGCCCCGCGGGGAGCAGGGCCCGGCCCGACGGCCCCGAGGCCGCCGCGGACCCGGACCCGCCGCGCCGACACCACCGGCACCGGGACCGGGAAAAGGCCCCGGGGCCCGCGGCGGGCGAGCCGGACCGGGUCGACGUCUCGAAGGCGGAGGGCGCCGAGGCGGCGCCGGCGCGGGAGGAGCCGGCGCGGGAGGAGCGCCCGCGCCCGCGCCGCAAGGAGGCGGCGGGCGGCCCCGAGGCGCCGCGGGGCGAGCGGGGCGAGCGGGGCCGCGGCCCGGGCCCCGACAGCGGCCGGCGCCACCACCGGCGCGGCUCCCCGGAGGAGGCCGCCGAGCGAGAGCCCCGGCGCCACCGCGCCCACCGGCACGGCCCGGACGCGGGCAAGGAGGGCGCGGCGCCCGCGGCCAAGAGCGAGCGGCGCCCGCGGCACCGCGGCCCGCGCGCCGGCGCCCGGGACGCGGAGAACGGCGAGGAGCCCGCGCGGCGGCACCGCGGGCGGCACCGGGCGCUGCCCGCGCCCGAGCCCCAGGAGCCGGGGGAGAAGGAGGCGGCCGAGAAGGAGGCGGAGAGCGCGGGAGGGGACAAGGAAGUCCGGAACCACCAGCCCAGGGAGUCUCACUGUGGCCUUGAGGCCAGUGGGGUGACGAGCAUGGGUCCUGUGCACACACUGCCCAGCACCUCUCUCCAGAAGGUGGAGGAACAGCCAGAGGAUGUGGACAACCAGCGGAAUGUCACUCGAAUGGGUAGUCAACCCUCAGACCCUAGCACUACUGUGCACAUCCCAGUGACAUUGACAGGACCUCCUGGGGAGACUGCAGUGGCUCCCAGUGGUAACAUGGACCUGGAAAGCCAAGCAGAGGGGAAGAAGGAGGCAGAAGCUGACGACAUGCCAAGGAGUGGCCCCCGGCCCAUCGUCCCAUACAGCUCCAUGUUCUGUUUGAGCCCUACCAACCUGCUCCGUCGGUUCUGCCAUUACAUUGUUACCAUGCGGUACUUUGAGAUGGUCAUUCUUGUGGUCAUUGCCUUGAGCAGUAUUGCCCUAGCCGCUGAGGAUCCAGUACGGACAGACUCUUUCAGGAACAAUGCUCUGAAAUAUAUGGAUUACAUCUUCACAGGCGUCUUUACCUUUGAGAUGGUAAUAAAGAUGAUUGACUUGGGGCUGCUGCUUCACCCUGGAGCCUACUUCCGGGACCUGUGGAACAUUCUCGACUUCAUUGUGGUCAGUGGGGCCUUGGUGGCAUUUGCCUUCUCAGGAUCCAAAGGGAAAGACAUCAACACCAUCAAGUCUCUGAGAGUGCUGCGUGUCCUGCGACCCCUCAAGACCAUUAAACGACUGCCUAAGCUCAAGGCUGUGUUUGACUGUGUGGUGAAUUCCCUGAAGAAUGUCCUCAACAUCCUCAUUGUCUACAUGCUUUUUAUGUUCAUAUUUGCCGUCAUUGCAGUACAGCUCUUCAAAGGGAAGUUUUUCUACUGCACUGAUGAAUCUAAGGAGCUGGAGAGGGACUGCAGGGGUCAGUACUUGGAUUAUGAAAAAGAGGAAGUGGAAGCCCAACCAAGACAAUGGAAGAAAUAUGACUUCCACUAUGACAAUGUACUCUGGGCCCUGUUGACACUGUUCACGGUGUCCACAGGAGAGGGGUGGCCCUUGGUGUUGAAACAUUCUGUUGAUGCCACCUAUGAGGAACAAGGACCAAGCCCUGGGUUCCGCAUGGAGCUGUCCAUCUUCUACGUGGUCUACUUCGUUGUCUUCCCCUUCUUCUUUGUCAACAUCUUUGUAGCCUUGAUUAUCAUCACCUUCCAGGAGCAGGGGGACAAAGUGAUGUCUGAGUGCAGCCUAGAGAAGAAUGAGAGGGCUUGCAUUGACUUUGCCAUCAGCGCCAAGCCCCUGACACGGUACAUGCCCCAAAACAAGCAGUCGUUCCAGUAUAAGACAUGGACAUUUGUGGUCUCGCCUCCUUUCGAGUACUUCAUCAUGGCAAUGAUAGCCCUCAACACAGUAGUGCUGAUGAUGAAGUUCUACGACGCACCUUAUGAGUAUGAGCUGAUGCUGAAAUGCCUGAACAUCGUGUUCACGUCCAUGUUCUCUAUGGAAUGCGUGCUGAAAAUCAUCGCCUUUGGGGUGCUGAACUACUUCAGAGAUGCCUGGAACGUAUUCGACUUUGUUACCGUGUUGGGAAGUAUCACUGAUAUUUUAGUAACAGAAAUUGCGGAAACGAAUAACUUCAUCAACCUGAGCUUCCUUCGCCUCUUCAGAGCUGCACGACUCAUCAAGUUGCUCCGGCAGGGCUAUACCAUCCGCAUUUUGCUGUGGACCUUCGUUCAGUCCUUCAAGGCGCUGCCCUACGUGUGUCUUCUCAUUGCCAUGCUGUUCUUCAUCUACGCCAUCAUCGGCAUGCAGGUCUUUGGGAACAUUGCCCUUGACGAUGACACCAGCAUCAACCGGCACAACAACUUCCGGACGUUCCUACAAGCUUUGAUGCUGUUGUUCAGAAGCGCCACAGGGGAGGCCUGGCACGAAAUCAUGCUGUCUUGUCUAGCCAACCGGGCCUGCGACCCAUAUGCCAACGCCAGUGAGUGUGGAAGUGACUUUGCCUACUUUUACUUCGUGUCCUUCAUCUUCCUUUGUUCCUUUCUGAUGUUGAACCUCUUUGUGGCUGUGAUCAUGGACAAUUUUGAGUACCUCACGCGGGACUCUUCCAUCCUAGGGCCUCAUCACCUGGACGAGUUCAUCCGUGUCUGGGCUGAGUACGACCCAGCUGCGUGUGGGCGCAUCAGUUACAAUGACAUGUUUGAGAUGCUGAAACACAUGUCUCCACCUCUGGGGCUGGGGAAGAAAUGCCCGGCUCGAGUUGCAUACAAGCGCCUGGUCCGCAUGAAUAUGCCCAUCUCCAAUGAGGACAUGACGGUGCACUUCACGUCCACGUUGAUGGCCCUCAUCCGGACUGCCCUGGAGAUCAAACUGGCCCCAGCUGGGACACAGCAGCACCAGUGUGAUGCAGAGCUGAGGAAGGAGAUCUCCUCUGUGUGGGCCCAUCUACCCCAGAAGACCUUAGACUUACUGGUACCUCCCCACAAGCCUGACGAGAUGACAGUGGGGAAAGUCUACGCAGCUCUGAUGAUAUUCGAUUUCUACAAACAGAACAAAACCACCAGAGACCAGAUUCACCAAGCUCCCGGAGGCCUAUCCCAGAUGGGCCCUGUGUCCCUGUUCCACCCUCUGAAGGCCACCCUGGAGCAGGCACAGCCGGCUGUGCUCCGAGGAGCUCGGGUUUUCCUUCGGCAGAAGAGUGCCACUUCCCUCAGCAAUGGUGGUGCUAUACAAACCCAAGAGACUGGCAUCAAGGAGUCCUUGUCCUGGGGCACUCAGAGGACCCAGGACACGCUCUAUGAGGCCAGGGCCCCCCUGGAGCGUGGCCACUCAGCAGAGAUUCCUGUGGGUCAGGCAGGAGCACUGGCUGUGGAUGUCCAGAUGCAGAAUAUGGCGCUGAGGGGCCCUGAUGGGGAGCCCCAACCUGGGCUGGAGAGCCAAGGCCGAGCCGCUUCCAUGCCCCGCCUGGCAGCAGAAACUCAGCCUGCCCCUGAUGCCAGCCCUAUGAAGCGCUCCAUCUCCACACUGGCCCAGCGCCCCCAUGGGGCUCACCUCUGCAAUGCUGCCCUGGACCGUCCUCCCCCCAGCCAGGCAACACAUCAUCACCACCACCGCUGCCACCGUCGCAGGGACAAGAAACAGAGGUCCCUGGAAAAGGGGCCUAGCCUCUCUGUGGACAUAGAGGGCGCACCAAACAGCACUGCCGGGCCAGGCCUGCCUGCAGGAGAAGGACCUACAGGCUGCCGGCGGGAGCGGGAGCGGAAGCAGGAGCGGGGCAGGUCCCAGGAGCGCAGACAGCCUUCAUCUUCUUCUUCAGAAAAGCAGCGUUUCUACUCCUGCGACCGCUUUGGGAGUCGGGAGCCUCCACAGCCCAAGCCCUCCCUCAGCAGCCACCCCACAUCUCCAACAGCAGGGCUGGGCACAGGCCCCCCCCCACAGGGCAGUGGCCCAGUUAAUGGGAGCCCUUCACUGUCAACAUCUGGUGCUAGCACUCCGGGCCGAGGUGGGCGGAGGCAGCUCCCGCAAACCCCUCUGACCCCUCGCCCCAGCAUCACCUACAAGACGGCCAACUCCUCGCCGGUCCACUUUGCUGGGGCUCAGAGUGGCCUCCCAGCCUUCUCCCCAGGCCGGCUCAGCCGCGGCCUUUCUGAACACAACGCCUUGCUCCAGAGAGAGCCGCUGAGCCAGCCCUUGGCUCCUGGCUCUCGCAUCAGCUCAGACCCUUCCCUGGGCCAGCGUCUGGACAGCGAGGCCUCUGCCCACACUCUGCCUGAGGACACGCUCACCUUCGAGGAGGCGGUGGCUACCAACUCAGGCCGGUCCUCGAGGACUUCCUACGUGUCCUCCCUGACCUCCCAGUCCCACCCUCUCCGCCGUGUGCCCAAUGGCUACCACUGCACUUUGGGACUCAGCGCUGGUGUCCGGGCACGGCACAGCUACCACCACCCUGACCAAGACCACUGGUGCUAGCUGCACCGUGACUGCCCACACACGUGCUCACCGCGGGCAUGGGCUCCAGUUGAUGAGUUUUAUCAUCCAUGCUGGGCUCUGGGGCUGCAGCCCUGGGAGGAGGUAUCUUGCCUCGUGGCCUCCAUGGUGGAGGCUCCUGCUCCACUCCUCUCCUCUUCCCUCCCUCUUCUUUUACAUUGGAUGGACUAAUAAAACCCUUUCUUAGAGGGAUAUGACUCUCUA